GUAUUAGUACUUUCGCACUAUGUUCUCUGUUCGCACCAUUUUCACACAAUAAAAGUAAUAAAAGUGCGCUAGAGACGGUCGCGUCGUCACUGGAGCCACUUCCACGUUGACAUUUAACCAAUUUAACCCAAAAGCCGGAAAGCAGCCCCAUGAUGACCGAAGCACAAGAGCCCUCUCAGAAGCGAUGGGCCCACCUGCGCAAAAUUCUCGAGCGUCCGGGCCCCUUUUGCCACCCCGAGUUCGAGCCCUCGCCCGAAAUCAUGGACUUUAUAGUAACUUCGUGCAAAAUCUUGGUCGUGGGGGCCGGCGGCUUGGGCUGCGAGUUGCUUAAAGACUUGGCGUUGAUGGGGUUCAAGCAGAUACACGUCAUUGAUAUGGACACCAUCGAUUUGUCUAAUUUGAACCGGCAGUUUUUGUUCAGACAGAAAGACAUUGGACAGUCGAAGGCCAAAGUGGCGGCUGAGUUUAUCAAUAGGAGGAUCCCGGGGUGCCAAGUGACGCCUCACUUUUGCAAGAUCCAGGACUACGACGAGGGGUUUUAUAGAAGUUUUCAUAUUAUUGUGUGUGGGUUGGAUUCAAUCGUGGCUAGGAGGUGGAUAAACGGGAUGAUUAUGUCGUUGUUGUGUUAUGAAGACGGGGUGUUGGAUAAUUCGACGAUUAUACCGUUGGUGGAUGGGGGUACUGAAGGUUUCAAAGGUAACGCUCGAGUUAUUGUUCCUGGGAAUAGCGCGUGCGUUGAGUGCACCCUAGAUUUGUACCCCCCACAAGUCACAUACCCGUUAUGUACAAUCGCCAACACCCCGCGCUUGCCCGAACACUGUAUUGAGUACGUCAAAGUGGUCAUGUGGCCUAAAGAAAACCCAUUUAAUGCAGCUUUAGAUGGCGAUGAUACCCAACACGUGGGUUGGAUUUAUGAAAAAUCUCUAGAAAGAGCGGCCCAAUUUAAUAUUACUGGGGUGACGUACCGGCUUGUACAGGGUGUUGUCAAAAAUAUAAUACCAGCGGUGGCUUCUACGAACGCCGUGAUAGCCGGAGUCUGCGCAACUGAGGUCUUCAAAAUCGCCACCAGUUGCUGUUUACCCCUUAACAACUACAUGGUUUUCAACGACGUCGACGGUAUUUACACUUACACCUACACAGCUGAAAGAAAAGACAACUGUGUGGUGUGUUCACAAGUCCCACAGACUUUGCUCAUACCCGACGCCACCAAAAUGAAACUCAAAGAUUUAAUUCAAACGUUGUGUGAAGACGAGACGUACCAGAUGAAAAAUCCCGGUUUAACAACCACCGUGGGCGGGAAAAAUAAAACUCUGUAUAUUUCCACAAUCAAGAGUAUUGAAGAGAGGACCAGAGACAAUUUGAACAAGAGUUUGGUGGAGCUGGGUUUGAAGGAUGGAAGCGAAAUUAUGGUGGCGGACGCCACCACCCCCAUGACGUUGGUGUUUUGUUUGAAGUUUCAGUCGAGCGAUGUCGAAAUGAACUGAAUUGGAAUAGUAUUUGUACUCAAUAAAAAAUAAUUCAAAUAAAAA
This is a messenger RNA of Zophobas morio, 1529 nucleotides long. RefSeq names its product Ubiquitin-like activating enzyme 3 (gene Uba3). Bases 150 to 1484 code for a protein of 444 amino acids. The record is from RefSeq and is a predicted model, not a curated record. Gene Ontology annotation, cellular component: cytoplasm; nucleus. Gene Ontology annotation, biological process: protein neddylation. Gene Ontology annotation, molecular function: NEDD8 activating enzyme activity. NCBI's taxonomy places the organism in Eukaryota, Metazoa, Arthropoda, Insecta, Coleoptera, Tenebrionidae. The transcript is spliced from 3 exons.